This is a messenger RNA of Paramecium pentaurelia, 4572 nucleotides long. The record is from the annotation of a GenBank genome assembly. Lineage: Eukaryota; Ciliophora; Oligohymenophorea; Peniculida; Parameciidae.
AUGAAAAAUUUAAUUGUCAUUUGCUUUUUAACCAUGGUCUUAACACAACAAGUUAAACACACAAAUCAAUGUAAUGAUUGUGGAUAAUUAAAAUCACAGAAUGAUUGUGAAUAAGAGACUACUGUAACAGGAGCUUGCGAAUGGGUGGCGGCGUCAGGAACAACUCCAGGAAAAUGUUAGAAAAAAACAACUGUUGAUCCAGUCACUUCAUUCAAACCUUAUUGUGAACUUAUUGAUAAACCAGAAACAGACUGUGCUAAAACAUUUGGUUGUUCUUAUAUUGAUAUGAAAUGUACACAUUUUACAGGAUGUCAAGCAUAUAUUAAAACAACAACUACAGAUUGCUAGGCAAUAUAGUAUUUAUGUGUUAGUGAUGGAAAUACUUGUAUUCAAGCUAAAGAAUGCAAAGAAUAUACAUAAUAAUAAUGCGAAUCAACUCCUAGUGUCUCAGGAAUACUUAAAUGUAAAUGGGAUACAAAUUCUGGAGCUUGUAGAGAUUAUGCAUGUUCAGAGGCAGAUGAUAGCUUAAAUACUGAUGAAAAAUGUUCAGCUUGGUUAGCUGGUUGUGUGACAAAAGGUUAAGGUUGUGUUAAUACACCAAGACCUGCAUGUGCUACUUAUACAGGAGAUGAUGUUGCAUGUUAAUCAUUUAUUGGAUCCGAUGGAAAUUGUGAAUUAGCUACUGGUACUACAAAUUGUAAGGCCAAGGAAUGUGUUAAUGCUCCAACAUCAUUAAGUUCUGAUGAUGAUUGUAAAGCCUAUUAAAAAGGAUGUAUAACAACAGGAAAAGGUUGUGUUUUAGCAACAACAAAACCAUUAUGUUCUACAUAUUCAGGGAAUAAUACAACUUGUCUUGGAUAUAUUGGAUCAGAUGAUGUUUGUGAAGGUGAUGCUGGUGGUUCUAAAUGUAGAGCCAGAAAAUGUGAAAAUGGAGCAUUCAAUACAGAUGAACUUUUUUAAUAAUAUUAAAGUACUUGUAGGACAAAUGGCAAGAAUUGUGUUUCAGCAUUUACAGCUUGUAAUACAUAUAAAGGUACUGCCACCACUUGUGCUGUAUAUAUUGGUACUGAUGGAUAUUGCAAAGGAACAAGCACAACAACUGAAGCUUCUUGCUUCCAAAGGUUUACGAUGAAGCUCCAGAUACAACAACUACUGAUGAUGCUUGUAAUAAAUAUUAAAUUGGAUGUGUUACUACAGGAAAAGGAUGUGUUACAAAAACUAAUUUGAAAUCUUGUACUACUUAUGAUGGUGAUGCUACUAGUUGUUAAUCGAGAGUUGGAUCUGAAGGUAAAUGUACAUGGAAGACUGGAACCAAAUGUGUUGCUAGAGAUUGUACUUAAGCAGCAACCAAUUUAAAUACUAAUCCUCUUUGUGCCAAUUUUUUCACUAAUUGUGUUAAUACUGGAUCUGGAUGUGUUUCAUAAACUACUUGUGACUUGACUGUCAAAUAAUAAAGUUGUGAAGGUACUAAUAAUUGUUCAUGGUAACCUCUUUGUAGUAGUAAUUCAAACUGUAGUGAAUUUAAGAAAAAAUCAAUAUGUUUAGCAAAUUAAGCUAGAGUAAGGACUUUUGAUAAAAAUGAUCAAAAUGGAAAUCCAUUAUAUAUUUUUGUAUUAUAAAAUUAUAAAAUUCCUUAUUAUAUCCAAAAAAUGUGGUUGGUUGAACAAUUCUUGUAAAGAAUUGUCUUGCUCAGAUUUAACAGGAGCUUAUUAUAAUAAUGAUUCUAAUUGUGCAGCAGAAUUAUCAAUAUGCAUUAGUAAUAGAAUUGAUACUUGUAUAACUAAAUAUGAAUGUAGUAAACUUUCAGGAACAUAAUCCACUUGUUUAAGUUAUCCAGGUUAUUGUACUAAUUCAUUAACAGCUACUGAUACUACUCCUUGUAUAUAAAGAAAGUGUUCAGAUAAUACAGAAGCAACUGAUAAUGCUACAUGUGCUUCAUUCUUACCUGGAUGUAUUAGUAAUGGAAAAGGUUGUGUUGAUUACACUACUCCAUGUACAUCGAUGAAAGGAACUUAAGAAACAUGUAAUAAAAUAUUUGCUUAUAAGACUGGAUCUAUUGAUAACUUUACAACUAAUUAAUGUUAUAACAGUUCAACAGCCACUGAAAAUGAUUAUUGUAAAAUCAAAACAUGCAAAUUAGCAGAAAAUUAAAAUGAUGGUACAUGUGGUUCAUUUUUAGAAGGAUGCGUUUAUAAUGGAAAUGGAGGAUGUGUUGAUCCAAAAGCUAUUGACACAACUUGUGCAAGUUAUACAGGUGUUUUAGCAUUUUGUGAAUCUGCUAUUGUUGGAAGUAAUAGUUCUAAAUAUUGUUUUGGAACAUCUACAGCAGCUACAUGCACUGUUAGAGCUUGUACAGAUAAUAUAACUGCAACAAAAGAUGAAGAUUGUGAGUCUUUCAUGUCAGGAUGUAUUGCUAAAUCUGAUGGAGGUUGUAUUAGUAGAUAAUCGAGAUCAUGUUCUUAAUAAUCAGGAACUGUUAUUACUUGUCCUAAUUUCAGUGGUGGCUUAUAAGUCUCUUCAGUUUGGACGAGAAUUGCAUGCACAAAAUAUGAUACUUGUUAAGAUAGAUUAUGCUCUGACAAAAAAAGCCCUUAAUAAGCCUAGGAUUGUCUUGAUUACAAAUCAACUUGUAGAUUCUUUAAGGUUGGAUCUGCUUGCAUUGAUGUAACAGCUUGUAGUAGUUAUAGUCUACCUGAUACAGCAACUAAUAAUUAAUAAAAGUUUGAUUAUUGUACAAGUAUCAAAGAUAACGUUGGGUUUUUAUGUGGUUAUACAUAAGGAGCAACGAAGUGUUCAGCUAGAACUUGUGAUUAAUUCUUGAGCACUUAUACAACAUUAUCAUGCAUUACUUAUUUAUAGAAGAACAUUUCCACUUUAACUGAAGGUACAUGUAAAUUAGCAGGAAAAAUUUGUUAUUUAGUAAAUCCAGAUUGUGAAUACAGUUAUGCUUCCACUGAUAAUAAUGAUUCUCUUAAAUUAACUUAAUGUAGAAAGUUUGUGAAUGUUUAAGGACAUCAAUGUACAUUUAAAACAGGCGAUACUAAAUGUAGUUUAUAAGAUACAUGUGAAAAAUUAAAUGAUUAAACAGAUGCAAGAACCUGUAAUACUUAAAACAAUUUUUAAGCUUUUGGAGAAUGUUAGAAAGUCACUAAUUCAAAUUGUCUAUCAUUAUCUAAGGAUUGUUCUUCCUAUAAAUUUGAUUCUACAUUAACUACUAUUUAAAAAUAAUAAUUAUGUUGGGGAUUGUGGAUUAUUGUUGAUCGAGAAAGAUUAGCAACACCAUUAGCAGAAUAUAAGAAAUGUGUGUUUAAAGCAGGUAGUUCAUGUGAUGCUAUUACUAAUUGCUUAGAUAUUUAUUCUGCUUCAAGUUAAAGAGAAUGUUAAGGACUUUAACCAGGAUGCUUAUAUUUUGGUGGUAAGUGUAAUGCUGCUGUUUCUUCUGGCAAUUGUCCCUCAACAUUUCCAACUGGAAUAACAACAGAUUCUUAAAAAUCUCUAUAUUGUAGAAGUAUCAAAGAAGCCAGUGAUUAUUGUAGAAUAAAAUCUGAUAAAAGCUAAUGCGAACUAGCAAAUAAUGCAAAUUGUGCUGGUAUUACAAUUCCUACUUCAGGUAGUUGGGAUUCAAUUAGUGAUCCAACUUCAAAUGCAUUCAAAUCUUCUUAUUGUCUAGCUCAAUCAUAUUAAGAUAGAAGUAAAUUAUGUAAAUAUACUUCUGGAAGUAACUGUAGUGAUGCAACAUGUGCAGAUAUUUCAUCACCUACUGGUUAAGGAGAUUGUGAUAAUUACAUAUCUGGAUGUAUUUAUUUUAAUAAUAAAUGUUAUGCACCAGGAAGUGUUGAAAGCGAUGGUGAUUGUGCUGAUAAUAAUAAAGUACCUAUGGAUUCAGGAUUAACAGCAACAUAAAAAUUAGCAUAUUGUUAAUUAUAUGCAAAAUCUUAUAGAUCAAUAUUUUGUACAUUUGAUUAAUUUAAUCCUACUCCUCAAACCCAAUGUGUUGUUGGUAGUAAUUGUAAUGCCUAUACAGAAUUGCCAAAUACUAAUGAUGCUGAUGAAUCAAUAUAUUGUUUAAAUAAAGUUAAUAAAAUUGGUAGGAGUUGUGCAUUCACAGUAGGUGAUACUACAUGUAGAGAGUUUGAUUGCUAGGAUAUAAAGAAUCCAAUUUCUUAAAUAGAUUGUGACUUAGGUUCAUAAGGAGGCUUAUGUGCUUAUUAAUAAGGUGUGUGUUAUAAUUGGAAUGAAGAUUGUUAAAAUAUCCCUGCUUUAAGUGGAAAUGAAUAGAUUUAUUGUGAAUCAUUAUUAACAAAAUUUUAGUGUACUUAUAUAUCAGGAACAAAAUGCACAGAUUUUAAAGAGUGUCAUCUUUAUAGUGUAACAGAAAAUUAAGCCUCUAUUUGUGCAAAAUUGACAGAUGGAACAGAUAAAUGUACUUACAUUUCUGGUAAUAAUUGUGUCUUAUUGGGUUCAUGUGAAAGUUAUGAUGGAACAGGUACAGCAGAAAAGGGACCUGCAGAAGGUUCAGAAGAGAUAGAAUGUAAAGCAGUUAAAUCGUAUCUUUUAAUAUUUAAAUAUUGA